CCUGAGACUCGCUAGGUUUGCCGAACCAACCUCUCUUAGGCACUUUCUUAAGAGCUCUCUCUCUUCUACUACCUUCAAAAUCCUUCUUCUUCUUCUUCUUCUUCAAUCUGAAGACUCUUUUUUUUCUUCUCUAAAUUUGACUUUCUCAAAAAAAAAAAAAAAAAACACNACACCAUGGUGACUACAUCGUCACGGACCAAGUCAAACGGACCGGUGCUUCGUUCGCAAUCACCGGGAGGUCGAUUUUGCGGUAGUUACUCUAGAGCCGUUCCGUCGUCUUCAUCCUCAGCUUUCGCCUCAUCUACGAGUUCCAGCUUCUCAUCACCGUCGUCAGCUUUUUUCAGCAAUCAUCAUCACGACAAAAACAACCACCGAUCUGCGUCGCCGACUCGUGUGAAUCUCUACACAGCUCAGCCGAUGAUGUCUCAGUCGUUUCGUUAUUCUCUAGAUAGCAGAUCUAUAUCACCAACGAACCACCGAUCGAUCUCCGUUUCGAAGAAUCAGGCGCCGAAGAUGUCAGAGUCGUCGAGGAGGAGGUGUAUGUGUUCUCCGACGACUCAUCCCGGAUCUUUCAGAUGUAGUUUACACAAGAACGUGGCGAAUCCUCACGGUCAAGGCACGGCUUCGUAUACGACGAACGGAUUGAAUAUGCGACGAUCUGCGAUGACUAAUUCGCUGGUGAGAAUCGGUGGUGUUGAAGGAGAGUGGGUGAGGAGAGCUUUGACUACUUUGAUUCGACCUUCUUCUCAUCAUUUGAAAAGACGAGCUGCGUAUCAGCCUCGUCCUAGUCGUCUCUCAACCAUGGCGAAAGCUGAUUGAUCUGAUUUCUCAGAUUUUUUCAGGUUUGCUUGAUUUUGUUCUUCUUCUCUCUGAAUUAGUAGAUCUGGCGGCGAGGAAGUCUUUGUUCUGAAAGCUAUCGGAGAUUUGGAAUCUGGAGGCGAGAGAUCUGAAUCUCUCUACGAUCUUUUUUGUAAAACGGAAGAAAAAAGGAAACACACACCAUCAUAAUUUUUUACUUGUUGUUGGGUGAAAAGAUGCGAUAAUGCAUUGUACAUACUUCUCGUUUUUUUUUUUUUGCUGUUGGUCUC
Messenger RNA from Camelina sativa (false flax), 1088 nucleotides. RefSeq lists its product as uncharacterized. The record is from RefSeq and is a predicted model, not a curated record. Lineage: Eukaryota; Viridiplantae; Streptophyta; Magnoliopsida; Brassicales; Brassicaceae.